UCUAUCUAGUAUAUCAACUCUAGUUGGCUACCGGUACGAACUAUAUAGAUCUAGGAUCAUGGAGAUGGUGAGAUCUGAAAUCGAAUAUCUUGACAAUUAUACAAGUCGUAACAAGUGUCAGACUCAAUGAAUGAUGAUUAUUCAGAUUAUGAUCCCUCACAAAUUUAUCACACAAUCCGGACCAUCGCAUCACUGCCAAUUAUGAUCAGGCAUGAUCACUCAGAUCAGGGUUGCCAUCAGUGAUCACCUGCCCAUAAUGAUGUUACAGAUUGUAACGAGGAUUGUCAUUAUUGAGAUGAGUGUCUUCUGAGACUUAGUUCUAACGUCUUUAAUUAAGAAUAUAGAAUCUAGACUGAAGCCAUACAAAAUAUCUAUAAUUGAAAUUAAUUGGAGGAUAAAUAAUAUCAUAAUCAUAGUCAUAAUAUGAUUGAAUUAAUGUAUUAUAUAGAUCUACAUUUGAUCUAAACCUAUAACCUAUAGAUUUCACAGUAUAACUUUUAAGUUGCAGAAAAAUAAAAUAGAUAUGCAGAGGAUGAAAUUGCCUUCUUUGAAGAAACUUCUGUAAUUGUAAUGUAUUAAUUAUAAAUACAAAAAUGAGUACCUUCAAUAGAGCUAUAUCUCAUCUAAGCAAAGUUGCUUUCAAAAUAAGACAUCUCCAUAAAGGUAAAUCUCUGUUUUCAAGACGUUUUCUACUUUACACCAAUACUAGUUUUGGAAUAAUAACAGCAGUUACAGGGGACUUGAUACAGCAAAAUUAUCAACGGUUGAUGAAUGACGAAAACCGUAGAUGGGAUCCUAAAAGAUCAGGCAAAAUGGCUACAGCUGGACUUAUAUUUGGACCUUGCAUUCAUUUCUGGUAUAUUUUUCUAGAAAAAGUAUUACCAGGUCGUUCAGUCAAAGCACUAAUUACCAAGAUAUGCCUUGAUCAGUUUCUGUUUUCGCCAUUCUGCAUUUCAAUUUUUCUAACAGUGGUUGGCCUGUUAGAAAGGCAAGGAUUAGAUCUACUAAAAGAAGAGUUUAGAGAGACAGGAGUUCUUAUGUUUCUAACAGAUAUGGUUAUCUGGACCCCAGCCCAAGCUAUUAAUUUUUAUUUUGUGCCUACGAAAUAUAGAGUUUUGUAUGAUAAUUCUGUCUCUCUUGUAGUGGACGUUUUUUAUUCAUACUUGAGAUUUGAACAUAAAACAACUCAUGGAGAAAGAGAAUCACAAUCUCACAGACAUAAAGUAAAGGGUUUUAAUGUUCAGUCUUCUUUAUCUUAACGUUUGAAUAAAAUAUAUUAUAUAAGUUUUGUUUAAAGGGUAUUGAUAAGCAUCUCAAUCAUUCCACUGUCUUGUAGAAUUUUUCAUUCAUAAGUUGUAUAAUUGUCUUUUUUUUUAUUGUAUGAAUUUUAUGAGUGUCUUUUUAAAAUGAUAGUUAUAAUUUCGUCAAAACUUUUGACCUCCAAGACAAACAAUGUUACUUUGAAGACCUGGUGGUGUAAAAUAUUUAAGUUCUGUUCCCUAUUGUUUAUUCAAUAAGAUUUUCAACAUUCAUUUAUAUAUAUUUUUUUAUAUUUGUACAUUUAUGAGCUUAAGGUGCAAAUGGCCCUACUUAAUUGAUUUAAUUUUAUACAUUUAUUAAAAAUAUUAAUAAAGGAAAUUAGUCUUACAAUUUGAGCAUUACACCAAACAAAACAUUAUAAAUAUAGAAAACCAAAAUAUACAUUCACACAAGACUCACUCAUAAUUUACAUGCGAAAAGUUUAUAUCAGGUUCUUUUUAAUGAUUUCAUUGCCAGCAGAAUUUAGGAUUCUAUGAAGUUUAUUUGUCAUGUUCAAAUUGCCAUACUAGGCAGUGAUAUUACAACUUAAAAUAUUGCAGAUUCUAUGUGAGCAUGAUAAAACAUAGCCAAGGCCUUUUCACUAACAUUAAAUGAGGACAGUACUUAAAUAAUACAUGAUAACAUUUUAAGCAUUUACAUAUUAUAUGAAUUAGAAAACUAAAAAAAAACAACAUUUGGCUCAUAAGAUUACAUACAUACCUGUACCGAUAAUAGAAAUUUAAAAUUUUAUGUAUUUAUUUGUUUUAUUUUAUUAUUUGGUAGGGGAUGGAAGCAGGCAAUGUUCAAAUUUAGGACCAUAGUAAUGACAGUCCUAGUCUGGAGGCAUACCACACAAAUAGACUACCUCCCAGUGAAAUAGAAUAAUGAAAUACGAAUAUUGUACAUCUUGAGGAGCAUCAGUUUUUUAGCGGCCCCUGAAAGGGGAAAAGCCGCUAUUAGUUUUUUGUGGAAUGUCUGUCCGUCUCGUUUAGAUCUGGUAAACUAGAAAAGAUAGUGAAAAUCUGAUAUCAUGAUAUUUUAGACCAUUCAAAGUUCUGAUGCAACGGCUACUUUUUUUCUUUUCUGAAAGCGAAAAAUCUAAUUUUUUAAAUCACUUAUGCAAGCAGUUUUUUCUUAAAAAUACCCCACUUUUACAACUAUUCACUAUUAAUAGUAACAAAAAGGGAGGCUCCUUAGUAGGGGAUUCGAGAUAGCAAUCUACCAUAUUUUUUACACAUUUAUGCAAACAGUUUUAUUUUUUUUGUUAAUAAAAAUUUUGUUUACAUUUGUAUUGCUAAGUUAAGUAACUUAAGUUAUACUAACUACUACAUUUACACAAAAAAUGUUUACUUUUUUUUUAAGAGAAAAAAUCUAUUUAGUAUGCAUCUAAGUUGGACAUAAUUUAAAACAACAAUUAAUAAGUAGUUUUUCAUAUUAUUGCAUGAACUGCAUCGUUGGGCUGUGGCAAUAGAUCACUGGACUAAAGGAUUUUUUUUUUUUUAAGGAAAUGUUUUUUUCUUGAGGAAUAAGAGAUUGUCCCUUUAUAAAACAAUUAGAGCAAUUAUAUAUUCAUUAUAAGACAUUACUUAGGUCAGGUUCACAUCUAACUUUACAUUCACUUCCACCUAUUCUUUGGUCUGUGGACCGCUGUGGCACCACAUAACCUUCUUUCUCCAUUCUUCUCUGUCAUUUGUCUUUGAUAGAAUUUCAUUCUGAUGUUCUUUCUGAAAAUAUUGAAACCUGUCUGGGUGGACCACUUUGGGGGACGAUUUUGAGUUUGUGUCUCCACACAAACUGUUUUUGUAACCUUUGUUUACUGUAGAAAGAUUUUUUUUUUCAUUUUAGAAAAGAACCAGUAACAUAAUUGAUAGAGAAACAAUGAUGGUUUGUUUGUAUUUUAUUUGUUAUUUUAAAUGCAAAUGACAGUGCCAAAUCGAAAUAUAAAAUAAUCAUAAGUAGCCGUUCAUAGCCGUUUUAUAAAAAUGAAUUAUUAUAUUGUCAGUUAUUCCUUCAUUUUUUUUUUAUGAUUGUACCUUUUACGUCUACUACAUUUUAGUUGAUUUUUUUUUAAAUACUAAUUUCAAUGUUAAAACAUUGCUACUUCAACAUCAUUAAGUAUUUUGCAAAAAACAUUGCUGCUUCAACAUCAUUCAGUAUUUAUUUGUUAUAAUUGAAAUUUUAUUCAGGCUCUUAAAAAAAAAGUUCUAUUCAAUAGAAUACAAAACCAUUUUGUUUUCUAAGUAGAUUCAGAAAAACACUCUUCUUUUACAUCUUUUUUUUUUGCAGAAAGAAAGGGGACUUUAACAAAAUAUUAACCAGCUAUUUUUUUAUUUUAUAUAUUUAUAGUUGAGUUUUUAACUGUCAGAACUUUUUUUUGAUAAGUAACAUGACCAAAAAUUUUACUUUAAUGUAGUUCAAGUAGCAGUAUUUGAAAAUAUUUCCUUAUUUUGACAUAAUAUUAUAAUGUAAAGUAACAAUUGCAGUUAGUUUUCCAUUACAAUAUUAUUGAAGCUCUUUAGAUAAAUACUAUUUGUUUAAAUUAAAUACUCACAUAAUGAGGUGGUUAAAAGGCUAUAAUUUAUGUUCACUAGACCAAGGUCCCAUCACACGAGUCUUGAUCCAAAGAGUGGCUUUUAAAUAUUAUUAGUUCUUGGUGGAUUUUAAUUUGAGUACUUGUCAUCAAAAAGUUCAUAUUUAAUUAAUACACUUGCUGUUUUUGUCAACCGGUAUAAGGAUGAGUGCAUCCCUUUACUAUUUGAGCAUUAUUGUCUUUUUUUUACAAACCUGUUUUGUUGUAAAUUUUAAGAUAAUUGUUACUGGUAUGUAUUUUAUUGAAUGUUUUGAUUUUUAAGAGUUAUACUGAACAUGGCAUUAUUUUAGUCAAAAUGUAGGUACGUUUGUGACUAAAAGUAGGACUGUUACUGUAUGAUGUUGAUAGCAUUAUUAGCAUUAUCCAUAGUGACAGUGGAAGUGCAUGUUUGCAAUGAAAUGUAAAUUUCUCUUUGUUUUGUUAUACUGUGGUGCACUUUUCAGGUUUGAAAACCUCCCUCAGGACUGCAGGGGGGUGGCAGCAGGUAGAGUUCAAACCUGGUAUUAUCUGGAUGACAGUCAAAACCACACACCAUGCUAUUACAAAAUUUUAUGAUGUAAAUCUAUAAUUUGGCAGGAGGUUAUAUUGUAAACAAGAUUCUAAUUAGGCCUAUUCAUCUUAGACAAUAGAGUUUAUAGGUGUGCCUUGUGAUUUUUUAUAAACAGAAUUUAUCAUGAAGGCUGUGAUAUAAACUUCCAUUCUUUUGCAAUUUUUGUACAUUUCAUUAUUGCUUGAUAAAUAAUAUGAUUUAGGUUGAGUCUGCAA
This is a messenger RNA of Biomphalaria glabrata, 4654 nucleotides long. Its product is annotated as mpv17-like protein 2. Gene Ontology annotation, cellular component: cytoplasm; membrane. Bases 594 to 1259 code for a protein of 221 amino acids. The record is from RefSeq and is a predicted model, not a curated record. Gene Ontology annotation, biological process: mitochondrial ribosome assembly. NCBI's taxonomy places the organism in Eukaryota, Metazoa, Mollusca, Gastropoda, Planorbidae. The transcript is spliced from 2 exons.